This is a messenger RNA of Cladocopium goreaui, 1812 nucleotides long. The record is from the annotation of a GenBank genome assembly. Lineage: Eukaryota; Dinophyceae; Suessiales; Symbiodiniaceae.
UGCAUUUUGUUGGUGUUUUUCAGUGCGUCCUUUCGCCAUGGUGACCCAAGUUGCGGCCGGUUUGCUGCUUGCCUUGACGCCGGCAUGGGCGGACCCUUCAUGUGUGGUGCAUGGCAUGGCGUAUUCUCAGGAGAAUAUGGCGAAGACUCCGAACGGCGCAUUUCUGGCCGGAGCGUCUUCAUGCCAGAAUUCAUGCAGGUUGACCGUGUAUUGCCACUACUUCACAUGGUAUAAUGAUUCCACGGCCUGUUGGCUCUUCGGGGACCAAGCCACGUUGGUGGCCAAAGCGAAUGCCACCAGCGGCCCCCGCAGCUGCACGGCCGAGACCGCGACGCCAACGGUGGCGCCGGCGGUGGCGCCGGUGGAGCCGGUGGUUCCGGCCACGGUGGCGCCGGUGGAGACGGUGGAGACGAACGCCACCAUGGCGAAACUGUUGGAAGAGAAGUUUAAAGAAGUGGUGAAGAAGGCCGGCCAUUUGGCCUCCGUCAUCAAGGCGCAGACCACGGAUCCCAACGUCACCCUGAACGCCGACAAGGUGAUCCGCGCGGCUCAGGUGGGAACGUUGCCGGAGCGCGAGGCGGUGUAUUCCGUGUUCAACGAAGCCUCAGCCACGUUGCCAUUGGAGGAGGCUGAGAAGGAGGGAAUUGUGGUGACUGCAGGAGAUCUAGAUGUCAUCAACAAGGUCCAGCACUUCAGCAGCUUGGAACCUGCCGAGGAAGGCGUUUCCUACGGCGUCGGCGCGCCGUGGACGGACGCGGUGGUGCCAUACUGCUUCCGACCGGGUAUCAGUUACUCAUCCAUGCAGAAUGUGCAGCGGGCCGUUGCCAUCAUUCAGCAACUGGUGCCGGGCAUCAAGUUCAAGCUGCUGGGAACCAAGGGUCAGGCCUGCGAGGAAUCUCCAUCGAUCCUUGCGACUGAUGCUGAGCAGGGAUGCUUCUCCGACAUUGGGAUGAAAAGCCAAUUGCUUGGUGGGAGCCAGACGCUGAACGUUCCGUCGGUUUGUACCUUGGGAGUGGUGCUUCACGAACUGUUGCAUGCCCUGGGGAUGGCACAUGAACAAGCACGGCCGGAUCGGGACAACUACAUCAGGGUUAUGUGGCAGAACAUCAGACCUGGCAUGGAAGGACAAUUUCAAACGAACGGCGCCGCAGAUACAGCGCGACCUUAUGACCUUACAUCUAUCAUGCACUAUGGUCAGACAGCCUUCACCAAGAAUGGACAGCCCACCUUCCUUUUGACUUCACAGGGCCAAGCUGCUUUGAGAUCGAGUGGUGCUUCAUCCGUGGGACAGCGGGAGACGCUGAGCCAACUGGACUUUGAACAGCUGGUCCACCUCUACAACUGUCAACGGGAUGCCAUGGGCCGAUAUUCUGAGUGCAGCCCAGUUCCAUCGGGACCUGAUCUGCUGGUCAUUCUUCUUGGUGUGUUUGGUGGCCUGGCAGCCUGCGGUUGCGGCCUGGCGGUGGCCUAUUGGUACUGCGGCAGACAGAUGAUGGGCAAGAAGAGGGUGGCAGGCGAAGUUCGACCUUUGAUCACCACCCAUCGAGGUGGUCCCCAAAGGAGAAACUCCAGCCAGUCACGUUUGAUACUCGACACCUGGCUCGACACCUGGUGGCUGUUUCAGCCGGUCGUGUUCCGCUGAGCUUCCCGCAUGCUCUAGCGGCGCGGUCGGAUUUCAAACGACAACGCCAGGGUGGGAGCGUUGCCCGUCAUGUUUGCGCCACAUACUGCCUGUGCUGGAAGCUCGUGCACUGAUUUCGCAGCGUUUCUGCUGCUGCGGCCCCAUUCAGAGAAUUAGAAUCUGAGUUAAGG